Melanotaenia boesemani (Boeseman's rainbowfish) is the source of this 7731-nucleotide messenger RNA. RefSeq names its product bromodomain adjacent to zinc finger domain, 1B (gene baz1b). The record is from RefSeq and is a predicted model, not a curated record. Gene Ontology annotation, molecular function: histone H2AXY142 kinase activity; protein binding. Bases 671 to 5590 code for a protein of 1639 amino acids. Gene Ontology annotation, cellular component: WICH complex. The transcript is spliced from 22 exons. Gene Ontology annotation, biological process: chromatin remodeling. NCBI's taxonomy places the organism in Eukaryota, Metazoa, Chordata, Actinopteri, Atheriniformes, Melanotaeniidae.
GAAACGGAGCGCUUAGGCUGUACGGAAUUGUGCCGGUGGACUAGAAACUCCCGCCAUUUCGACAGGGAAUUAACCUCUUGUUUGAUUUAAGUUACUUUAUCGAAAUACUUGCGGGCGCUGUUGUCUGUUUACACUUAACUUCAAUUGCACAGACAUUGAACUGCAAGAGUUCAAGCGAGAACAGAUCUGAAUUGCAAAGACUUGUUGGGAUUAUGCAGUGCCAGACAUUGCUGGACUGAGCUUUGGCUGUUACUUCGAGUUUGAUUUCGGUCUGGUUCGCAUCCUUUCAUGUUCAUCAGAGGGAGGUAAAAGUUUACCAACUAUCCCAGGAUACAACUCCGGUAACAUAUUUUACAUCUUAAGACACUGCGUAGAACCAUUAUGACACCGCAGCUAGAGAAGUACACAAUGAUGAGAUGAGGCCGGCGGCAAGAAACGCAGUGUUAUUGUUUUGCAACGAGAUAGCAAUCCAACCUGCUAGCUAAUCAGCUAGCUACUGCACGUUGAGUGCCGGGCCUGCCGGUGGUAACGUGAGACGUGCUAUCAAUCGGCAGCAGUAUAACGGCCACUUGGAUACAUGCUAAGGACAUACCAUUGUGUUUUAUUGUACUAGUUUGUUGCUAGAACGUCAGAUUUCACCUCUGGCACUCGUGCCACCUCUGAAUUCGAUAUGGCACCGCUAUUGGGCCGGAAACCGUACCCACUGGCUAAGCCGUUAGCCGAGCCACCAGGCCCGGGAGAGGAGAUCUACAUCAUCGAGCACACCAAGGAGGCCUUCAGGAACAAAGAAGAGUAUGAGGCCCGCUUGCAGAGGUAUGGCGAGCGCAUCUGGACAUGCAAGAGCACCGGGAGCCUACAGCUCACACACAAAGAAGCAUGGGAGGAGGAACAAGAAGUCACAGAACUUCUCCAGGAAGAGUAUCCUCAGUGGUUUGAGAAGCCAGUCCUGGAGAUGGUCCAUCACAACACAGUGUCUUUAGACAAACUGGUUGAAAUGGCCUGGAUGGAAAUUCUCACUAAGUAUGCUGUUGGUGAAGAGUGUGACUUCCUGGUUGGAAAAGACAAAAGUUUGCGAGUGAACGUGGUAAAGAUACAUCCCUUGGAAAACCCUGAAGGAGAGUCGGGGGAGAAGAAACUUGAAGGGGCUUGUGACUCCCCAUCCAGUGACAAGGAGAAUGCCAGCCAGGAGAACCAGAGAAAAGAGCCUCCCCCCCGAGAGGAGGAGAACAAGAGGGAGAGUCUGAGUGAUAGAGCUCGACGUUCUCCGAGGAAACUCAGCUCUGCCAUGAAAGAAGAGAAGAAAAAAUGGGUGAUGCCGAAAUUCCUUCCUCAUAAAUACGAUGUGAAGCUCAUCAAUGAGGAUAAGGUGAUUUGUGAUGUCCCUGCAGACAAUCUUUUUAGAACAGAGCGCCCUCCUACCAAGGAGAUCGUGCGCUACUUUAUCAGGCACAAUGCUCUGAGACUGGGAAAGGGAGAAAGCGCUCCUUGGGUAGUUGAAGAUGAGUUGGUGAAGAAAUUUAACCUGCCCAGCAAGUUUAGUGACUUUCUUCUUGACCCACAUAAGUUUUUGGCAGAAAAACCCUCAACAAAGCGUAAGAGCUUGGCAUCCCCUGAUGGUAAACAAAUCAAGAAGCUUAAGGCAUCUGAAACUCCUGGAGAGGAUUCAGGAAGUGAGAAAGCAGAAAAGAAGAAAAAAAAGAAAGGUUCUCUGCCCAUGUCCCUUAGUCCCACCAUCUGGGGCCACAUGCAGAAAAUGAAAAUGAAUGGGUCUCCACUCAAGAUGAAGAACUCUGGAACUCCAAAAAAAGGAGAAGGGAAAAGCUCAGCUCCCUCAACUCCAAAAUCUGGCAAAAAAGCAGGGGACAAAAAAGAAGGAAAGAAAAGUGGAAAGGGUGGUGACAAGAAGCUCAAUGUCCUCAAAGCCUCUAAGAAAGAUGGCAAAACUGGUGCAAAGACACCAAAGAUGAAGCAGAUGACUCUGCUACACCUGGCUAAAGGCACCCCUGCAGGAAGUCCCAAGAAGAGACCCCGUAGUACUGGCAUGGGCACACCUAAACUUGGAAAGCCGCUGCACCCUAUGGCUCUCCACCUCCUUCGUUACUAUAAAGAAAACAAGGGCAAAGAGGAUAAAAAGAACUCCCUUUCCUCUCUUAUCUCCAAAGCUGCAAAAACCUUGCCUCCAGAUGAUCGUGGCCGUCUGCCAGAGGAGCUCAGGGAGCUUGUACAGAAACGCUGGGAGCUUCUGGAGCAGAAGAAGCGAUGGGCAGCCAUGACCGAAGAGGAAAAGAAGGAGGAGAUGAAGAAGAAACGCCAGGAACUCAAAGAGAAGCUUAGAGAAAGAGCAAAGGAGAGACGUGAGAAAGAGAUGCUGGUCCGCCGUGAGCAAUCUCGCAGAUAUGAGGACCAAGAGAUCGAAGUUGGCAAAGCCUUGCCGACGUUCAAGCUUCUAGACAUGCCUGAAGGAUUGCCCAACACCUUGUUUGGUAGUGUAGCAAUGGUUGUGGACUUCCUUCACUGCUACGCAGGGCUGCUGAUGCCAGAUGACCAAUAUCCCAUCACAGCAGUGGCUCUGAUGGAAGCCCUAGCAGGGGAUCGGUCGGGCUUUCUCUAUCUGAACCGUGUGUUGGUGGUGCUACUUCAGACGCUGCUGCAGGAUGAGCUGGCUGAAGGCUACAGCGAGCUCGACAUGCCCUUGUCUGAGAUUCCUCUCACGAUGCACUCCGCGUCAGAGCUGGCACGGUUGUGCUUAAGACCAUGUGACGCUCAUGGUGAGGAGAGCGGCCAGGGAUCAGAGGACUUGGGGGCCGUGGGUGGCUUUGACGAUGUGGUGACCAGCGAGUUCCUGGACAAGCUUGAAACAUCUGAGGUGUUUGAGCUCAGCCCUGAAGACAAGGUCAACCUGUUGGUGGCUCUGUGCCACCGCAUCCUUAUGACUUACUCAGUAGAAGACCAUGUUGAUGCAAUGCAGCAGCGGUCCGCCGAGCUGUGGAAGGAGCGUCUGGCUAUGCUGAAAGAGGUCAAUGACCGCAAGAAGGCUGAGAGGAUAAAGAGAAAGGAGAUGGAGAGCAAAGGUGAAAAGAAAAAAGAGGGGGGCACUAAGAAGGAGAGCAAGAAAGAGGUAAAGGUGGAGCCAGAACCAGAACCAGAACCUGAGGACAUGAUCAGCUCAGUGAAGAGUCGGCGCCUCAUGGCCAUGCAAGCCAAGAAGGAGAAGGAGGAGUUGGACAGACAGAACAAAGAGCGGAUGGAGAAGGAAGCAGAGGAGGAGCGGAUGCGCAAACAGAGAGCCGCUGCAGAGAGAGCCUUUCAGGAUGGAAUAACCAAAGCCAGACUUGUGAUGCGCAGGACUCCCCUUGGUACAGACAGAAAUCAUAACAGAUACUGGCUUUUCUCUGACGUGGUUCCUGGUCUGUACAUUGAGAAAGGCUGGGUCCAUGAAAGCAUCGACUACAGCUUCACUCCUCCAUCUGAGGAGAAACCAGAGGAGAAACCAGCAGAGCCUGAGGUGGAGGAAGAGGAGGAUAGUGAGGCAGUUCUUGCACCUGAUUCCCAAGAAGCUGAAAAGGAUGAUGGCAGUAUAGAUGGUGCUGUUAGUGAAGGAGUCCAGCAGGGGGCAGCACCAGAUCUCUGUAUUGAAACUACUAUUCCCAAACAGGGACAGAACCUUUGGUUCAUUGUUGAUACCACAACUGAACUGGAAGAGCUGGUGGAAAGCCUUCAUCCUCAGGGGGUCAGAGAGAGUGAACUAAAGGCAAAGAUCCAAAGCAGGUACCAGGACAUCGUACACUCCAUCCAUUUGACCCGUAAAGCCAAGCUGGGCCUCAGGACCUGUGAUGGAUACACAGAGUUGCUCAAAUACAUGCGCAGUGACAUUCAGGAAAUAGCUUCAAGACUCCAGAAGGGAGGCCUGGGAUACCUGGAUGACAAUGUAGACAUAGAAGAUCAGUUGCAAGACAUGGAGAGCUUGAAAGACUUUGGUGAGUGCAUCAUCACUCUUCAGGCCUGUGUAAUCAAAAAGUUCCUGCAAGGGUUUAUGGCCCCUAAACAGAAAAAGAAGAAAAAGCAAGGAGGGGAAGAAAGCAGCAAGGCUGAAGAGGUGGAUGAGGAGAAGAGACUGGCAGAAGAAGCCAGGGUAGCGACAGCGGUGGAGAAGUGGAAGACGGCCAUCAGGGAGGCCCAGACCUUUUCCCGUAUGCACGUGCUGCUGGGGAUGUUGGAUGCGUGCAUAAAGUGGGACAUGUCUGCUGAGAAUGCUCGUUGCAAAGUCUGUCGCAGGAAAGUGCUCAGGCAGAAGCUAUCUGUGGUGAAGUUGAUGGAGGCCAGACCCAGACAGGGCAGCAGCAUGAAGCUCAGAGCAGUACAGUACAGUUAUGUCAGGCAGGUCUGCAUACAGGGUCAGCAGCUUCGCAAGCCCACAGGUGAUGAUGAGAAACUUAUCCUCUGUGAUGAGUGCAACAAGGCUUUCCAUCUGUUCUGCCUGCGGCCAGCUCUGUACCGCAUCCCUGCUGGAGAAUGGCUGUGCCCGGCCUGCCAACCCACUAUGGCCAGACGUGGCUCCCGUUCAAGGAACUAUAAACAGGACACAGACGAAGAAGAGAGUGAGGAGGAGUCUGAAGAGGAGGACUCUGAAGAAGAUGAAGAGGAUGAGGAAGAGAAUGACUACAAAGCCAUGGGGCACAGCUUGAGACCAAGAAAAAAAAAUAAGCAGGCUUCGUCACGGCAGAAAACCUCAAAGAGUAAGUCCAAGAAGCCGAGCUCCUCUAGCAGCCAGACCAGCAAACAGAGGACAGGCCCCAGCAGCCCUGCAGACAUUGACGAGUUGGUGCGACUAAGUUCCCAAACAGGAGUGCGCAAGCAGGUGCUGGAGCUGGAGAGGUGUGAGGACAUCCUCAAGAAACUGAUGAAGUUUCGCUACAGCUGGCCUUUCAGGGAGCCGGUUUCCCCAGAUGAGGCAGAGGACUACCUGGACAUCAUCUCCCAACCCAUGGACUUCCAAACAAUGCUGGGCAAGUUCAGCCAGGGCUCGUACCGCCACGCCCAGGAUUUCCUGGAAGACAUGAAGCUGGUGUUUGCCAAUGCAGAGGAGUACAACCGGCAGGGCAGCACGGUGCUCUCCUGUAUGGUCAAGACGGAGCAGGCGUUUACAGAGCUGCUGCAGAAGCUGCUGCCUGGCCUCAGCUACCUCCGUCGGCGCUCUCGCAAACGCUUGAACCUACGGCAAGCUACUUCUUCUUCUGAAGAGGAGGAGGAAGAUGAAGAACAAGACGAGGAGCCGAAAAAGAAGAUGCAGAACGGCAAAUCAAACGGGAAGAAAGCCAGAAGUAGCAGGAGACAGAAAAAUGAGGAGAGUGAAAGCGAGGAGGAGCAGGAUGAGGAGGAGGAGGAGGAAGAUGAGGACAACGGUAGGAGGAGAAGUAAGAGGACCUCUGCCACCUCUGGCAAGAAGGAUUACAGGGAGCAGGAUAGCGAUGAUGAGCGGGAUACACGAAGAACUCGUCCACGGGGGGGUCGGGGCGAGGCUGGGGGGGCGAGCAGCGAUGAGGAUCGGUCCAGCCAGCAGCGACAUUCCAAGAGACAGAAACGCUCAUGAAAUCCAGGGUGCUGCUUUGUUUUCUCAUCCCUGUUUGCUUUUAAAAAAAAAAUUAAAAAAAUAAAUAAAUAAAAAUCUGUCCCCGCUUCUCUGAAAAGCAACCACUAGCUCUCCUCCUCCUCCUCCCACAACCAGCAGGACUUAAUCCUCAGAAAAAAAAAACUCUUUUUGUGUUGAUGAGUUUGUUCAUAUUUUGAAAACAGAAAAAAAACAAUUUAUAUUUGUAACAUGUUAAAAAUUGGUAUUUUUUUCCAAUCAAGAAUGAUGAGAAAUUUUGGACAAUGUCGUGGUCUUCAUAGCUCUUAAGACUUUUUGCUUUAAAUUUCAGUUUCACGUUGACAACCUCAUGCAGAAAUGUAGGAAUAUACUGUAGAUUUCACUGUGGGCCACUUAGAUUUCCUGUCUGCAGACAUCAGUGCAGGUGAUUCAGAGGUUUUGUCAUAGUCAGCUGCCACAUUUUUUAGGAUUAGUAAAUCUAGCUGCCAGAUGUUUGUCCCACACACAUCUGUUACAUGUUUUUACUCACUACACGAGAGGGUGCCUAUGUACCUGAAUACCCCCUCCCCUCCCCCCAAACCCAGGAUCAAAGUCAUGGUCAAUAGCUGGGAUGAGACUUCAGAUCAGACUGGUAGUCUGUCCUCUAAAAAAAACAAACCAAAAAAUAAAUAAAAACAAACAACAAAAAAAAGUGCUUCAGCUCAGUUCUUGGUGCCAGGAAAUUUUCAGGAACCUGACUUGGAGUCUAAAUUUUGGCCCAUUGAGCUGUGCAGCCUCUCCUCCGUAGUGCCCUGCCACUUUAAAACACUCGGUACCUCAACUGAUCCAUCAGUUUGCACUCCUUUGUAAAGUGUGUACCUAUAAUGCCAGCAGCUGCAGGACCAUACUUUUAAGAUUAUGUGCAUAAACAUUUGUAAACAGUAUUUAAAACAACCAAUGUGAUGUUUGUUAAAAAAAAAAUGGGCAUUUUUAAAUAUUUGAAUUUUUUUUUUUUUUUUUUGCACCUUUUUUCUUUGGUAAUGUAAAUGAAAACUUGUUCUUGGAUCUUUUAGGAACAUCCAGUAAAUUACAAGGUUGAACCAGGGCUCCCCUCCCUCCCUCAGUCAGAACAGAGAACAUGUUAUUUUACACUUCAUACUCAGCAGAAAAGUGUCAUUUGUACAUUUUGUGAGCAACAUGGUAUUUCUGUUCUUAAGUUUGAUAUUAGUGAUGCAAACAUGGGUUAAGCAGCUUCUCAUGAGAGAUUUGAAGGUUUUCCAGGACAUGUCCCAGUUCAGUCAUUUGGUGGCGCCCUAUUCUUGCACUUUGAAUAUUCUUGCCCAAACAUUUUCAAACGGAUUCAGUCUCAGUGCUGCUGCUGCUGGACUCUGACUCACUGCUUUGUACUCGGACACAUCACAGCAUCACAGUGCUGGUGUCGUUUCUUAAAAUGUUUUGUGUGAAAUUCUACACUCACUUUCAUAUUGAACACAAGAUUCACAAAAAAAUUGAAUCUCAAGGUGACGAAGUUAUAUUUUGUUGAGGUUGCCAGCAUUGUGUGUGUGUGUGUAUAUACAUAUAUAUAUAUAAAUGUAUGUAUAUUUGUGUAUACUGAUAAGGCAGUUGUUGGUUUGCCCUCUUCUGUCUGUACUGUGCUGUUUACCUAUGUUUUGCUAGUGCUGUUAUCAACUAUUUCCCCACCUAUUUUUUUUAAUACCCAGUCCUGUGAUAUUUAGUUUAAAUUAGGCUUUAUUCCUGACAUGAUUAGCCAUUGUUAAAAAUCAUUGUUAUAAUCAUUGGACAUUUCAGCAAACAAGCAAACGUUGACUGCCCUUCUCCAAGUGAGAUUCGACUGUAAAUGCUUUCUUUAUUCUUGGAGGAACUGCAAAAUUCUUUUACACUUCCUUUUUUAUAUAUAUAUAUUUAUAGUCUAAAGCUGGGUUUGGGCAGGAACGGAGGAUUCACAUGUAAAGAAUUUCCAAUAAAGGCUAUGGAUAAAGACCCGAGCUCUCCCUGAUUUAUUUGUGCCAAGUUGAUCUGACAGAAAUCACUGCCAUCUAUAAAGCUUGAGAUGAUUUAAAAAAAAAAAAAAGGGAGCAAAAUGGGCUAGCCUUGAUGACUGACUGAUGUCUAUGCUUUUUAAUAAAAAAACAGUUGGGCCUGUC